Messenger RNA from Calypte anna (Anna's hummingbird), 2044 nucleotides. It is a transcript of the gene EXOSC2, whose product is annotated as exosome component 2. The record is from RefSeq and is a predicted model, not a curated record. Gene Ontology annotation, cellular component: nuclear exosome (RNase complex); cytoplasmic exosome (RNase complex). Gene Ontology annotation, biological process: poly(A)-dependent snoRNA 3'-end processing; CUT catabolic process; TRAMP-dependent tRNA surveillance pathway. Bases 168 to 1052 code for a protein of 294 amino acids. Gene Ontology annotation, molecular function: RNA binding. NCBI's taxonomy places the organism in Eukaryota, Metazoa, Chordata, Aves, Apodiformes, Trochilidae. The transcript has 9 exons.
GAAAGGGAUGUGCCCGCCCGAUCGGGAAUUCCGGGAGCUCCCUGGCCGCCUGCAGCCGCCCUCCCUCCAGUCUCUUUUCGGUGCCCCCUCCGGCAGCCUCCAGGGUACCCCUUGCCCUGCUGCUCUUCGUCCCCUCAUCCUCUUCCUCUGGGCCGCCCGCUCCCAAGAUGUCCGCGAUCACCAUGCGGCUGCCGGUGGCUCGCAAACCGGUGGGGCCGAGCGCUCCCCGGGGCGGCGAGAAGCACCUGGUGGCGCCGGGGGACACCAUCACCACGGACACGGGAUACAUGAGGGGCCACGGCACUUACGUGGAGGAGGAGAAGCUGAUCGCCUCGGUGGCCGGCGUGGUGGAGAGGGUGAACAAGUUGGUGUGUGUCAAGGCGCUGAAGACCCGGUACAACGGGGAAGUUGGUGACAUCGUGGUCGGGAGGAUCACGGAGGUUCAGCAGAAGCGAUGGAAAGUGGAAACAAAUUCCAGGCUGGACUCAGUCCUGUUGCUGUCAUCUAUGAAUUUACCUGGUGGGGAACUGAGAAGGAGAUCAGCAGAAGAUGAGCUUGCCAUGAGGGACUAUCUGCAGGAAGGGGACCUCAUCAGUGCAGAGGUCCAGUCUGUAUUUUCUGAUGGAGCUGUGUCACUGCACACCCGGAGUCUGAAAUACGGGAAGCUUGGCCAGGGUGUGCUUGUUCAGGUCUCUCCCUCCCUUGUGAAACGUCAGAAGACACAUUUCCAUGAUUUGCCCUGUGGUGCAUCUGUGAUCCUUGGCAACAAUGGUUUCAUCUGGAUCUACCCAACUCCAGAGCAGAAAGAUGAAGAGGCAGGAGGCUUCACCACCAACUUGGAGCCUGUUCCCUUGUCUGACCGAGAGGUGAUCUCACGGCUCCGAAACUGCAUUGUGGCUCUGGUUACCCACAAACUGAUGCUCUUUGACACCAGCAUCCUGUAUUGCUAUGAAGCAUCCCUUCCUCAUCAGAUCAAGGAUGUUCUGAAACCAGAGGUGAUGGAGCAGAUCAUUCUGGAAACCCGACAGAGGUUGCUGGAGCUGGAGGGAUAAGGCAUUGGGAGCUUCCAAUCAGUGGAGUUUUCUUUGCCUCAAAAGACAAUUUUAAAGUGAAUCAGGUUGGUUGGAGCACCAGGUGGAGAGAUCUCCUUCAGGUGGGUCUUCAGUGGGAGUGCUGUGAGGAUUCUUUAAUGCCUGUGCAGUCAUCUGCAUGCCAUGCUUGCACCUGACCCUUGGUGAUUGGACUUUGUUCUCACAGAUCCAAAAAUUUACCUCAAACCCUAACAUUUGGCAUGGUCAGCAGGAUAAGAACCUGCAGACUGUAACAGGCAUGUGCUAGAAGGAGUCAUUUGAAGUCCCAGCAUAGCAGCUUUUGAUUCUCAGUAUUAUUUUCUGGUGUUCUAGGCCCCAACAUUCAUUCCACACUUCAGAAACCACCCAAAUUCUUUAUUUUAACUCCUAGGAUAACUCCUGAGCCCUUUUGGUACAGGAGUACUAAAUAGUACUUCAGUACAACAGCCUUUUAGUGCAGCAGCCUGAAAAAUUGAUACCUGACUUUUAUGAAGAUGCAGAUGCAACUGGAAUGUAUCUCAUAGCACUUGUUGCUGUGUCUGGUGCCCCUGAACUUUGUGCAGAAUGAUAGAGAGGAAGGGAUGAAUUUUGUCAUGUUUCUCUCUCCCCAAAAGCUUUCUAAAUUGUCUUAAUUUUUCCUUUACUGUGAUGUAAAUCUCCCAGUCUGUCCUCUGACUCGGAGCUCUAUUUUUCUGUUUAAGACUGCAAAUCACAAAUACAGUUUUUUAGAGGACAGGAAUAUCCACACCCUUGCUAACCACAUUUUGGGACUGGUUGUUCAUUGCUUCUGUGUCUUGAGGGUAUGAGAUGAGAUAUGGCAUCUGGCCAGGAGCCAUGGGCAAGCAGAGCCUUCUCUGUGCAUCUUACUUGUUCCUUUUAUAUGCCUGAUGUGGUGAGCUCCUCCUCUGAGGAGGCUCCAAUAUUGUUUUCUAUUAAAUAUUUUACAUCUCAAUAAAUUUUUUUGAAACAGAUCA